AUGGUUCGGGGGAGUGCCAUCCUGGCUGCGCUGUCUGGUACAGCUGCUGGAAUUGUAACAUCGCCUUUCAAGCGCGAUCUGAAGCUUUCCGCAGAGCUGGGGGUUCAUCCGGAUACCCUGCUCGGCCACAAGACUACGGUGCAUGCUAUUGCCAAUUCCCAGCUCGAUUCGAUCGUCACGGCAGAGUAUGUUUCGCUCCCCAUUGAUCACAGCAACUCUUCGGUUGGUCAAUACCAGAACCGAUACUGGGUUUCCGAGGAGAAUUACAAGGAGGGCGGCCCGGUCUUCGUGUAUGAUGUUGGUGAGGCAUCUGCCGCAUCAUCGGCUCAAGCCUACCUGACCAAUUCGACUACGUUCUUUUAUCAAUUGGUCAAGGAAUUCGGUGGAAUUGCUAUCGUUUGGGAGCACCGAUACUACGGGGAUUCUCUUCCCUACAACGUCAGCCGGCACAUGCAGCCUGAACAUCUCCAGUACCUGAACAACAAACAGGCUCUGGCAGACAUCCCAUACUUUGCGGCCAACUUCACUCGCGGAAAUUAUAGUGAUGUGGACCUGACCCCAGGCGCAACACCGUGGGUCAUGGUUGGAGGCUCGUACUCUGGCAUGCGAUCUGCGUUUACCCGUCAUUUGUAUCCCGAUACAAUUUACGCUUCCUACGCUUCCUCCGCCCCCGUGGAAGCACGGAUCGACAUGAGCGUUUAUUUCGACCAGGUUUACGACGGCAUGGUUGCAUAUGAGCACUUGAACUGCACCCGGGACAUUCAGGCUGCACUGAGGUACGUUGAUGAGCAACUAUCGAAGAACGAAUCGUCCGCAGCGGCCAUCAAGAAGGAAUUCUUCGGCGAAGGCGCCGAGAAAAACAGCAACGGCGAUUUCAGCGCCGCGCUUGCAAUUAUUUACAACUAUUUCCAGUCUUAUGGUAUGGGCGGUGGUGUGGGCAGUCUGGAGUCAUUCUGCGCACACAUGGAGAUCGACCCGAAGACUAACGCAACGGCGCCCGCACAAGGAUUCGCCCAUCACCGGGGUAAGAAGUAUGCCGCCGAGCGCUAUGCUUCAUGGCCAGUUUUCACGCAGCUGGUCAACAUGAACUUGGAUACCAACUGCAAGAAGCUUGAAGCCAGCGAGCCCCUCAAGUGCGAUCUGUCACAGCCAUCCAGCGACCCGGACACCAUCAGCUGGACGUGGCAGUACUGCACCGAAUGGGGAUUCUUCCAGACCAACAACUUCGGACGUCGCUCGCUGCUGUCGAAAUACCAGACCCUUGAGUAUGCACAGGAAUACUGCAACAAAGCCUUCCCGGAGGCUAUCAAGAAGGGUCUGUUCCCCAAACACCCGUUGGUUAACGCCACCAAUGCGGAGACCGGCGGAUGGACUAUUCGUCCGUCCAACGUCUACUGGAGCGGCGGUCAAUUUGAUCCCUGGCGUACUUUGUCUCCCCUCGCGGAGGGCACUCGGCUAGCCCCACAGGGUGUGUCUCUCACAACCGAGAUCCCCAAGUGCAAUGUGGAGACGCAGGAAAAUACGAUCUUCGGCUACAUCAUGAAAAAUGCGGAGCACUGCUUUGAUUUCCGCAGUACCUUCGUACCUGGAGCGAUUUCCCGGGGUUACUUCCACACAGCCUUGACAGAGUGGCUCGGGUGUUUUAAGGCCAAGACUCUUUAA
This is a messenger RNA of Penicillium expansum, 1662 nucleotides long. RefSeq names its product putative serine peptidase, family S28. The coding region runs from base 1 to 1662 and encodes 553 amino acids. Gene Ontology annotation, molecular function: serine-type exopeptidase activity; dipeptidyl-peptidase activity. Lineage: Eukaryota; Fungi; Ascomycota; Eurotiomycetes; Eurotiales; Aspergillaceae. The record is from RefSeq and is a predicted model, not a curated record. The transcript is spliced from 3 exons. Gene Ontology annotation, biological process: proteolysis.